UAUUUCUCUUGAAGAGAGUGAAAAAAUCCUAAUGAAAAUUCCUGAUGACAAUGAAAAAGGAUAUAUAUUAGAAGUUGAUCUGGAAUAUCCCAAAGAAUUACAUGAUUAUCAUUCUGAUCUACCUUUAGCUCCAGAGAACAGAAUACCAGAUGGAUCAAAACAAUCUAAAUUAUUAACCACAUUAUAUGAUAAAAAGAAGUAUGUGCUUCAUUAUAAAAAUCUUAAACAAUAUUUAAAAAUGGGGAUGAAACUUAAAAAGAUACAUAGAGUAUUAGAAUUCAAGCAAUCAGAUUGGUUAAAGAAAUACAUAGACCUGAAUACUGAAAUGCGAACCAAAGCAACUAGUGAUUUUGAAAAGGACUUUUAUAAAUUAAUGAACAACUCUGUGUUUGGAAAGACAAUGGAAAAUAUAAAAAAUCGUGUUGACAUAAGAUUAUGUUGUAACUCAAAAAAAGUAGAAAAAUUAAUCGCUAAGCCGAACUUUAAACAUCGAACCAUAUUUACUGAAAACCUAUGUGCUAUUCAUAUGUAUAAGAAAAAAAUAGUCCUUAAUAAACCUAUCUAUGUGGGAAUGAGCAUAUUAGAUCUUUUGAAGCAAUUGAUGUAUGAUUUUCAUUAUAAUGUGAUGAAACCUAAAUACAGAGAUAACAUAAAACUGUUAUAUCAGGAUAUGGACAGUUAUAUAUAUGAUAUAAAAACAAAUAAUAUUUAUCAAGAUAUGAAUGGAAUGAUCGAUUACUUUGAUACAUUCGAUUAUCCUGAGAAUAAUCAACAUGGUAUACCGAAAGUUAAUAAGAAGGUGUUAGGUAAAAUGAAGGAUGAAAAUAAUGGAAAAAUAAUGAGAGAAUUUGUUACAAAGAAAUCAAAAGAAGUAAAGAAAUGUGUUGUUAAAAAUAGGAUAUCAUUUGAUGAUUAUAAAGACUGUUUGUUUAAUAAAACAGAGCAUUCCGAACAAUAA
Centruroides sculpturatus (bark scorpion) is the source of this 958-nucleotide messenger RNA. RefSeq lists its product as uncharacterized. The coding region runs from base 32 to 958 and encodes 308 amino acids. The record is from RefSeq and is a predicted model, not a curated record. The transcript has 2 exons. Lineage: Eukaryota; Metazoa; Arthropoda; Arachnida; Scorpiones; Buthidae.